GAGCAAUUUUGCCCGAAAAGAAAACCUUAGUAUUGAAGUCACCAAUUACCGUGUUCAGUCUCAUUGAUUCUCAUCCAGUAUAAAAAACCCACCGACCUAACCCAACUUCUGUCUUAAAAAUCUUGUUUCUUCAAAAUUACACCCAUACCAGAACAGCAUCUCAAUUACGGAUUCAUGCGUCUGGAGUAGUAUCAUCGGAUUUGAUUCCCCAUAAACGCCUCAAUAAUUCUCCAUUUACUGCCCCUAAUUAUUGGAAGCUCUGGUUUUCUAGUAUACUGAUGGCUAACCCAAGUAGCAAAUCUACACAAGCAAUGUCGUCGGACUCCUUGGAACAGAAGGGGAAAAAUAUUACUGAAUCGAAUGCAAGUAUGCUUCAAUGUCCUUUAAGCCAGCCGCAACGUAACUCCUUAGAUGGGCCAGUAGCUAUCCUUUGGGAUAUAGAAAAUUGUCCCGUUCCAAGUGAUGUACGCCCAGAAGAUGUAGCAGGUAAUAUAAGAAUGGCUCUGCAGGUGCACCCAGUAAUUAAAGGAGCUGUUAUGAUGUUUUCUGCUUAUGGGGAUUUCAAUGCUUUCCCCAGGCGACUUAGAGAGGGAUGCCAGAGAACUGGUGUUAAACUUAUUGAUGUUCCCAAUGGGAGAAAAGACGCUGCUGACAAAGCAAUCUUGGUUGACAUGUUCUUAUUUGCUCUUGACAACCCUCCACCGUCCUCUAUCAUGCUAAUCUCUGGAGACGUUGAUUUUGCUCCAGCUCUCCACAUUCUUGGUCAGCGGGGAUAUACUAUAAUUCUUGUCAUCCCUGCUGGGGUUGGUGUUUCUUCUGCCCUAUGCAAUGCUGGUAAAUUUGUCUGGGACUGGCCUAUUGUGGCUCGUGGAGAAGGUUUUGUCCCUCCUACAAAGGCUUUUGUGCCACCCCGUGGAGGUUCAGUUGAGCUUGCUGGAUAUUUGAUGGGAUGCCAAAUUAAUGACAGCACUGAUGGACAAAAUGAAGAAGAAGCAAUAGUUUAUAGAGGGAUGUCACAAAGCUAUUACAACUCAAGGGAAUUAUCAGUGGUAUCACAAUCUCUGUCUGAAUAUAACUCGUCACACAUGUCUUGCUUGCCAUCAACUAUGAGAUCGCACAGCCUUCCAUCUGGAUUGAAUGAUGUUGCUGGAGGACCUAUGCCUUCUAGUGACAAUACUGAAUGCGAGAUAUGGGUACAGCCUGGGGAUUUAAAUGGUCUCAAGGCACAGCUGGUAAGGUUGCUUGAACUUUUUGGAGGAUGUCUGCCCUUGGUCCGAGUUCCAGCAGAUUAUCAGAAAAUUUAUGGUAGGCCACUUUUUAUAUCUGAUUAUGGGGCAUUCAAGUUGGUCAAUCUUUUCAAAAAAAUGGAUGAUGUCAUUGCUGUGGACGGGAAAGGGUCUCGCAAAUUUGUUUUUCUCAGAAACAGGAAGGCAGGCCCAAGUGCUCCUCCACUGUCUCUUGCAAAGAAAGAUAAGAAAGGAAAAGGGGCAAUGGAAGAGAUCGCAAAUGUUGUUGUUGGGGGUUGCUCUUCGGAUGAGUUGUCAGAUGAAGAAAGAGUAGUCAUAGAAGAACAGGAUGAAAGAAGUUUUACACGAAAGGGUAAUCAGGGGAGAGCAGCCAGAUGUGAAAUUGAUGACAGCAUUCUUGAGCAGUUUAAGUGUGAGCUGCAGGAGAUUCUAGUCAGCUAUUCCUGUCGGAUACUUCUAAGUUGUUUUGAGGCUGUAUAUCAGCAACGCUACAAGAAACAGUUGGAAUAUCAGAGGUUUGGUGUGGACAAGUUGGAGGAUUUGUUGGAGAAAGUGAGUGAUGUGGUAGUAUUGCAUGAGGAACCAGUAAGCAAGAGGAAAUUCCUGGCUGCUGUGGGUAGUUAGAAAACUUAAGCAAAAGACUGCUUUAUCCUUUAUGGUGUUUUUAAGGCAAAUGCUACUGUAUGCCUUAGGAGCACUGGUUAAGGAAUCAAAAGUAAAAAGCUUUUAUUGAAAAAUGUAGUAUUUAAUGUUUUACUAAUGCUAUAUUUUUUCAAUAAUUAAGUUCUAUUUUGAUUUCUUAACCUCGGGGUGCUCUUUUUGAGAACCCUUAAAUGUUUACCGCCACCAAUCGUCAGCAAAUACAUAUUCUCCCUAGCAACCUCAUCCUUUUCAGUUUAUUUAUUUCUUUGUCUUGUUAAGAUGAUCUGCUGGGCGUAUGUGUUUUUUUAUAGUCACUGUCCUGCAUGUAUUUGAACCUUGUAAAAUUACUCUGCUCCUUAUUUUCAGUAAACCGGUAGAAUGUGUAAAAGUUGUAGCUUUUUCACUUAAACUCCAUAUCCAUAUACAAUUUUUACAUGCAUGUUGACUUAUUGAGAUA
This is a messenger RNA of Cicer arietinum (chickpea), 2346 nucleotides long. RefSeq lists its product as uncharacterized. Gene Ontology annotation, cellular component: peroxisome. Gene Ontology annotation, molecular function: RNA nuclease activity. Lineage: Eukaryota; Viridiplantae; Streptophyta; Magnoliopsida; Fabales; Fabaceae. The record is from RefSeq and is a predicted model, not a curated record. Gene Ontology annotation, biological process: regulation of gene expression.